AAUAUUUCUGCAGUGGAUGUUCUAAACCAAGAUGAAGAAAACCCUGUUGUCAGCAUUACUUUCGCAUCUGAAACAGCUGAAGAUUUCGUAAAUACACGAAAAUCAGACACAUCAGUGACGGGUUCACAGAUAACUGAUGUCGGUUUCUAUGGUGACAUACGUGAUAUCAAAGAUGAAAGUUCUAUAAGUACUUCAUUUGCUGAAGAAUCAGUCUUUUCUCAAAGAGAACAGGAAGAAAUGACUUCUUCUAUAAUACCAGUGCUCAAUGAAAUGGAGACAGAAACGGAGGUAACAGCUUCAACUGCAUCAGGAAAUUCAAAAAAUCUAACACUAUCAUCUCUUAAGAAAAAAGUCACUUUGAAAUGGCAUUCAAAGCUUGAUGAUUUAUCUUCACCGCGCGAAUUAGCUGAUUAUAUUCGCGACCGAACCGAAGUUUUUUCCUUUAUUAUCAAUGAAAAUUUUUGUGAGACGUCGACGUUCUGUGAAAACUGUUAUGCAAUGCGAAUGGAUAUGGAAAUGUUAUCUGAAAAGUUUGAAAGACUAACACAUACGACGGGAAGAAAAGUAAAUGGAGAAAAAACUGAACUUUGUGUAGAUGAUUUGCAAAAUUCUUUGAAUGAAAAAGAAAGUGAGAUUUCACUGCUAGUAGCUUCUGUGCUAAAGUUAACUAAAGAAAAUGAGCAGCUGAUCGAGGAAAAUGAAUUCGCUAAAAAGGAUGCUGAAAAUCGCAAAUUAAUUUUUGAAGAAAGUUUGAACAAAAGUAAUGAAGAAAUUAUAAUGCUGAAACAAAAGCUGUUUAAUUCCGAAGUCUCAUUGGCGGCAUUAAAGGAAGAGAAGUCAAAGCCAUGCACCGAAGAUAUCUCACUUGUUAAAAAAUAUCAAACAACUGAGCAUAUGGAGCAAGAGCUUGAAAAAGCUCAUCGUAUGCUGGAAGAUAACGCUAUCAAAAUCAAAGAAUUGGAAAACGAACGACAAAAAGAUGCAGAAGAAAGAAAAGAGCUGCUCGCAAAGUUUGAGCAAGCUCUUAUCAAUUUGGAUGUCGCGAGAAGUUCACGAGUUGAAGCAAUCGAAAGGGGGCAUACUUCUGCUAUUUGUUCUCUAGAAGCUAAGAUUGCAGAACUAUCAAGUAAAAUUGAUGAAUCCAAUCAUAGAAGAGAAGAAGAGUUAUUGAAGCAGAAAUCGUUUUUGACGGAAACACUAAAUUCCUUAUUAGCACAAAUAAAGAAUGAUGUGAAAGAUAAAUAUAAUAGUGACUGGGACCUGGAGGACAUUGAAAGUUCUCUCACUUAUUUUGAGAAAGCAUUAGACAUUAUUUCUCAUGGUGCAUCACAGUUUGAAUUAUUAGUGCAGGUCGUUGCUGAGCGCAGAAUGGCAGCAGAAGGUCAUCUUAAACAGGUAGAUAUUCAGAGAUAUUUGUAA
Molecule: messenger RNA, 1419 nt
Organism: Thelazia callipaeda (thelaziosis nematode)
Lineage: Eukaryota; Metazoa; Nematoda; Chromadorea; Rhabditida; Thelaziidae
Source: the annotation of a GenBank genome assembly